Molecule: messenger RNA, 4664 nt
Organism: Hydra vulgaris (swiftwater hydra)
Lineage: Eukaryota; Metazoa; Cnidaria; Hydrozoa; Anthoathecata; Hydridae
Source: RefSeq, a predicted model, not a curated record
GAUUUGAGAAAAAAAAAAGGAGUAAAGAAAAUGGAAGAUUUGAUAAAGCAUUAUGAAUUUCCAAAUUUACCUCUCAAUUUUUCAAAUAAAAUUGACGAAGGUUCGUUUGCCAACAUCUAUUUGCACAUUUUCCGUGAAAAACCAAUCGCUUUAAAAGUUUUCAAGGCAAGUUUACCAAAAAAAAAAAUGAUACAAAUGUGUAUAAAUCUCAAAAAGCUCAAGCAUGUCAAUGUUGUUCGAUUUAAAGGCUAUUGUUUCAGGCCUUCAAUUAUUGGAUUUGAGUAUUGUUGUGUUAAUUUAGACGGAGAUGACGUAAAUAACUUGUCGCAACUUAUUGCUGUAUUAAAUAGUGAUAAUAUUUUUGAGUUAAAUGAUCGAUUAAAUUACAUUUCUCAAGUUUUGAAUGGACUAGCAUACCUUCACCAAGAAAACAUUAUUCAUUGCGAUUUAAAACCUUGUAAUAUGCUUGUUAAUGGAAAAUCUGGAAAAGAUUUAGUGGUUAAAAUAGCUGACUUCGAUGAGCUUUUGAGGUUGAAACAAACAUUCACAUCUAGCUGUACAACGUAUUCUCAAUUUAGGGGUAUGACAUUAAGUUAUACUGCACCUGAACUGUGUCAGUGUAUUGUUCAAAGACCAUCAAAAGAAAGUGAUAUUUAUUCUUUUGGAGUUUCUGCCUUUGAAAUACUAUCUGAUGCUUCUGCUUGGGACGAAGUUCUUCCAUUACUAAAUGAUACAAUGCUAUUAAAUGCUCUCCUUGAUGGAAAAAGACCGAACAUAAAAAAACUGAAAAAAAUAUACUCAUCAAACAAAUGUGAACAUGUUAUUUUAGCUAUUAUUGAAUGUUGGGAUUCUGAUUUUACGAAACGACCAACAUCAGAGAUGCUUAAAGAACGAUUUGAUAGUAUGGCUAAAAACCCAUCUCAUCAAAUAAAAAAAAAGGUUAUUUUAAAAGAACAAGUUAAUCUUGAGUUAGCAGUCAAGACACAACUGCAUAAAUACCCUAAACGCGGAAAAAAAGUUGAAGAUGUUUCUAUUAACUAUGUAGGACAGACAGAUCCACCUGGUUUCCAAAAACAUUACAUUAACCAAGAGAUUGGAUUUGGAGUUUUUACACUUUUGCCAAGAAAGAAAGGCGAGUUUCUGUUGGAAUAUCGGGGUAAAAUGAUGACUGCUCAAGAAGGAAAGUUAUUGGAAGAAAAUCACAAAAAUCUUGGAAAUGGUUGUUACCAAUACUUUUUUACUUUCCAGGGUAAAAAAUGUUGCAUUGAUGGAACUGAAGACACCAAUUUGGGAGUUUUUGUUAAUGACUCAAAAGCAGGAAAUUGUGCAAUGCAUAUAAAAGUUUUUUGUGGCAUGCCUCAUUUAUGUUUGUAUGCACUUAAAGACAUAGAAAAGGGCACUGAGUUGCGGUAUAACUACAAUUCAGUAAAUUUAUGGUGGAGAAAGUUAAAGUCUACAAGAGAAAGCUUUAAACUAGAUGAUUUGAAGCAAGCAAGUCUGUCUUCAAUUGACAAUGAUUGGGAUUGUGCUGCUGAGGCAAGUGGCAAUAAAGUAUUCAAUAUUUCAAAUGAGUUGUCGAAAGAAAUUUCCAUAGAUAAUAAUAAGAAUAUAUCAAUUGAUGAACAUAUCGGUGUUACUUGUUUAUCUCCUGUUUCUCCUGAAUUUUGUAUGAAAAAGUCAAUCAAAAAUGAUUGGGAUUGUGCUGUUGUGGCAAGUGUCAAUAAAAUUGAUGAACAAUUCGAUGUUACUUGUUUAUCUCCUGUUUCUCCUGAAUUUUGUAUGAAAAAGUCCAGUUCAUUUCAAUUUGUUGAAAAGAAAAACAAUGUUUUAAGUCCAAAUCAUUCCCAAAAUGAGCAAUGGCUGGCUUCAAGUUGCUAUGGUUUAUUGAAUGGCGAUUUGUGUAGCAAUUUUUCUAGAGUGUUAUCUGAUACAAACAGUAUCGAUUUCCAUAUUGUUUCGGCCAUUCCAGACCAAGUUUCUGGGAUCAACAAAACUUGUGUUAUGGUAGAGGAUUUAUUUGUUUCUGAAUCUGGUUCAGAUUUAGAAACUGAUAGUGUACUGGAUAAAUUUCUUAUUCCAGUGAACAAACCCGUCCAAAGCAAGGAAACAAAAUGUGAUCUAGAGGUUUCUGUGAUCAAAGAAACUUGUGUUAUGGUAGAAGAUUUAUUUGUUUCUAAAUCUGAUUCAUAUUUCGAAACUGAUAGUAUACUGGAUAAAUUUCUUAUUCCAGUGAAUAAACCCGUCCAAAGCAAGGAAACAAAAUGUGAUCAAGAUUUUGAUUUAUUGCAAUUGGUUGAUGAGGGAAAACCCCAAGUUGAACAAUGGGUUACUUCAAGUUGCUAUGAUUCUUUGAAUGGAGAUUUAUUCGGAGUUCUAUCUGAUACAAAGAUACAGAAGAAGAAAAGUCAAAGACCUCAACGCUAUUGUGUCUUCUGCAAAAAAUCUUUAUUUAAAUUGAAACGGCAUAUUAAAAGAAAACAUAAAGAUGAGAUAGUUGUAAAAGAGGCUCUCUUACUUCCAAAAGAGUUGCAAGUCAAGGCAUUUGCUCAAUUUAGGAGAGAGGGAAUUGUAAAAUACAAUAAGGACCAAGCAAUUUUAGAUUUCCCCAUGUAUAUCUCAGAAAGAGCCUUAAAAAAACAAAAAGACUUGACAAAAUGUAGUUUUUGUAAAAUUGUAGUCGUAAAAAGAACAUUCUCGAGGCACAAAAAAGUAUGUCAAUUAAGAACUAAUGAUCAUGUUGUGCAAGUUCCAUUAACUGUUUCAGAGUUGCCUGAAGCAUCACAAUACAAUAAUUUGUUUAUAACUCAUAUUAUAGGAAAGUUUCGAAAUGAUAAAAUUGGUAAAGUCUGUAGAACAGAUCAAACUAUCCUGAAAAUUGGUUCAAAAUUUUUUUGGAAAUUGAAUAAAAAGCAGGACAAAUCUGUUGAAGUGUAUCGUAGUAUACGCAACGAAAUGCGCCGUUUAGCACACUGUUACACUUUGUUCCUAAAACAAGAGGGAAUUAUACAAAAACAUAACAACUCAUUAGAUAUGUUUAAUCGAGUAAACUUUGAUAUGCUGUCUAAUGUUAUUGAGGUUUACACCAAAAAAGAUGAUGCCGAUAUUAAAGCUGGAUUAAAACAGAAUUUGUACUACUUGUUAAAAAAAAGUGCUACAGUGAUGCAAUUCAUUUUUUAUAGUAAAGGCAUGGACGCUGAAGCUGAAGAUGUCCAGAAAUUUAUUUAUACUUUAAAAUGUUGGCAAGAAUAUCUUUUUGGUGACGCAACUUAUAAACUGAACAUUAGAAGUCAAGUCAACUUGCGAAAACCUGCCAAACUGCCUAGAGAGCAAGAUUUACUCAUACUGCGGAACUAUAUCUUGGAAACUAUGAAACUGUUAUGCGAUGAUUAUGAGUUUCAUGAUUUACACAGUUAUGUCAAACUUAGAAAUUGUGCUUGCGCUAGAUUGACUUUGUUAUGUGGCAGGCGUGGUGGUGAGCCUGCACGUAUGUUAUUAACAGAUUGGAAUCAAGCCUAUAACAAUGAAUGGAUUGACAGUCAAAGAGUUUAUAAACUUGGCAAACUUGAAAAUUUUCUUAUUAAAACAAUGAAAAUAGCUUACAUGACAGGCAAGGGAAACAACCAUCUUGUCCCUGUCCUGAUACCACAAGACACUGUUGAUGCAAUCAUAAAAAUUGCUAGUAAUGGGUUUCGAGAACAAGCAGGAGUAUCGCCUCAAAAUAAAUUUCUUUUUGCAAGUGCUCAGGAUUCUGAUGCUCACAUUUCUGGUUGGCAUGUUGUCCAUGAAUUGUGUAGUGGUCUCCCUCUGAAAAAUCCCAAUGAUAUUAUAGCUACCAACAAUCGUCAUCGCAUUAGUACUUUGUUUGCUGCUUUAGAUGUUCCUAAACGUGACAGGGAAUUAUUUUAUUCUCACAUGGGGCAUUCUGAACAAAUGAAUAUUAAUUUCUAUCAAGCCCCUCUAGCUUUGGAAGAAAUUACAAAAGUUGGAAAACAUCUAUUAGCCAUUGAUGCAGGUGAAACCGAAUCUUCAAUAUAUUCAGAACCAGAGAUAAGCUCUCAAAAGAAAAAAUUUUUGGAAACUAGCGAGAGUGAAGGAGAAGAUAAUAGUGUGAUAAGCUCUCAAAAGAAAAAAUUUUUGGAAACUAGCGAGAGUGAAGGAGAAGAUAAUAGUGUGAUAAGCUCUCAAAAGAAAAAAUUUUUGGAAACUAGCGAGAGUGAAGGAGAAGAUAAUAGUGUGAUAAGCUCUCAAAAGAGAAAAAAUUUGAAAACUAGCAAGAGAGAAGGAGAAGAUAAUAGUGGUAAAAAUAAUAAUGAUGGAAAGGAGGCAGAACUCUUUAAAUCUGCAACAGCCUAUAAUGAUUUUGAUAAUAAUCGUUUUUACACACAGUGGAACAAAAAGCAAACCAAUGAUCUUUUGGAAUGGUUUGCCUCUUUUUUAAAUGACAAAGAACGUGAAUGGCCAGAUCGAAGGCAUAUAGAAAAGUUUAUAUCUAUAUGUGAAAUACCGUUUGAUUACGGCAAAGUUAGAACAAAACUCACAAACGAGCGACUGAAGUUAAGAGCCGCAAAAAUAAAAUCGGAGAAUACAGCAAGAGAGCGAAUCCAUGCUAUGAAUCUAUAGGCAUAAAAAAAUAUAUAUUUAUAUAUUUAAAGUUUUUUCAUGAA